Molecule: messenger RNA, 1506 nt
Organism: Sardina pilchardus (European sardine)
Lineage: Eukaryota; Metazoa; Chordata; Actinopteri; Clupeiformes; Clupeidae
Product: neuronal acetylcholine receptor subunit alpha-3-like
Exons: 6
Coding region: 100-1401 (433 amino acids)
Biological process (GO): nervous system process; regulation of membrane potential; signal transduction
Cellular component (GO): plasma membrane; synapse; postsynaptic membrane
Molecular function (GO): acetylcholine-gated monoatomic cation-selective channel activity; transmembrane signaling receptor activity
Source: RefSeq, a predicted model, not a curated record
CAGUUCAUUCGGCCGGUCGAAAACGUGUCCGACCCCGUCACAGUGGAGUUUGAAGUCUCCAUAUCCCAGCUAGUCAAAGUGGACGAAGUGAACCAAAUUAUGGAGACCAACCUGUGGCUGAGACACAUCUGGAAUGACUACAAGCUCCGCUGGUUGCCUGUUGAAUAUGACGGCAUUGAAUCCAUUCGAGUCCCAUCCAACAAGAUUUGGAGACCUGAUAUCGUCCUUUACAACAAUGCUGUUGGCGACUUCCUGGUGGAGGACAAAACCAAGGCCCUGCUGAAGUACGACGGCACCAUCACGUGGGUGCCCCCGGCCAUCUUUAAGUCCUCCUGCCCCAUGGACAUCACCUACUUCCCCUUCGACUACCAGAACUGCUCCAUGAAGUUCGGCUCGUGGACCUACGACAAGGCCAAGAUCGACCUGGUGCUGAUCGGCUCCAAGGUCAACCUCAAGGACUUCUGGGAGAGCGGCGAGUGGGAGAUCAUCGACGCGCCGGGCUACAAGCACGACAUCAAGUACAACUGCUGCGAGGAGAUCUACCCCGACAUCACCUACUCCUUCUACAUCCGCCGCCUGCCGCUCUUCUACACCAUCAACCUGAUCAUCCCCUGCCUGCUCAUCUCCUUCCUCACCGUGCUGGUCUUCUACCUGCCCUCCGACUGCGGAGAGAAGGUGACCCUGUGCAUCUCGGUCCUCCUCUCUCUCACCGUGUUCCUGCUGGUCAUCACGGAGACCAUCCCCUCCACGUCGCUGGUCAUCCCGCUGAUCGGCGAGUACCUGCUCUUCACCAUGAUCUUCGUCACGCUCUCCAUCGUCAUCACCGUCUUCGUGCUCAACGUGCACUACCGCACGCCCACCACGCACACCAUGCCGGCGUGGGUGCGCAGCGUCUUCCUGUGCCAGCUGCCCCGCGUCCUGCUCAUGCGCCGCCCCAUCGACCAGCAGGAGCGCAAGGUGGCGCAGAAGGAGAGCCUGGAGGCGGAGAAAGGGGGGUCGGAGAAGGGGAGGAAGACGAAGAAGAGGAGCAGCGCAGGGUGCCAGGACGGGGGGAUGAACUGCGUGGAGGGCGGAGGGGUGGGGGUGGAGGGGGUGAAGGGGGGCGGGCGCCCGGCAGCGGGGGGCGAGGUGGAGGCGGCCAAGGUGGGCCGGGCCCUGACCGCGCCUCCGGCCGUCAACGCGGUGGUGGCCUUCUCGGUCGUCUCGCCGGAGAUCAAGCAGGCCAUCGAGAGCGUCAAGUACAUCGCCGAGAACAUGAGGAGCCGGAACAAGGCCAAAGAGGUGGAAGAUGACUGGAAAUAUGUUGCCAUGGUGAUUGACCGGAUCUUUCUCUGGGUAUUUGUGACAGUUUGCGUCCUGGGGACACUGGGGUUGUUCAAGCAACCUCUCAUUGGGUUCUGAAGCACAGUCCACUCCUUUCACGUCCUGCUCCAUCCCAGCAGCUACCCUCCUCCUACUCAACAGUGCCAAGUGUAUAGUCUUCAGAGCACUAAAGGAAACUAGGGA